This is a messenger RNA of Paramecium sonneborni, 3207 nucleotides long. The record is from the annotation of a GenBank genome assembly. Lineage: Eukaryota; Ciliophora; Oligohymenophorea; Peniculida; Parameciidae.
AUGGAAAGAAAACCUAUAGGAGAGAAACUGAGCAACAUAAGUGCAUUAAUUUAAAAAUAGUAACCAACAAAAGAGUAUUAAUUUCUUUAAUUUAGUUCUCAAGAUGAUUAAGAUGAAAUGAAACAAUAUAAAAUGAUUUUUCCUAACAUGAAUCAAUAAGAGAGUUAGGAAAAAAGCUUAAUAAAAGAUUCUGACAAACUCUAAUAAGUAUAGUCCAUAAUUUAAGAAUAAAAGCAAUUUUAAAGGUAUCAACAAAAUCGAACUAUUUUUAGUGAUAUUUCAAAAAUUUUGAAUAGAUUAGGUAAGAUAUAGGAACAAAAUCCUUAAGCAAACUCUAAAACAGCAAGCAUUAAUCAAUAAAUAAGUCCUUAAAGUCCUAUUGAGUAAAGUUAAAACUAAACUCCUAAUAACAGAAUGACUUAAAGUGUAUCAGUAAUACCUAAGUAAAAUACGCCUGUAUAACCUCCUUAACCAAUUCAAUUAUUUGUAUAAAAUAGUCCAAUAAAUGAUCAAUAAUAUAGGAAUUUAAAAGAAUAGAAUGUAGAUUUGUUAAGAUAGAUAGCAUAAUUGUAACCAUUAUAAUAAGUUGUAAAUGAUGUAAGAUAUUAGUAUAAUUUUGAAUAGCUACAACAAUUGUUAUAAUAAUCUAAUGAUAGAAUUAGAGAGUAACAAAAAUAAAUAGAUUUCUUGAUGCAAGACAAUAUAUAAUUAAAGCAAUAAUUAAUUCUAAUUGAAUAGGAAAAAAUUAAUAAUAAAAGAUAAUUUGAUGAAAUAAUGGCCAAUAAAUAAUUGGCUUAUUAAAGAGACUAUUAAGCUAUACGAUUUCAAGCAUAAGAAAAUUUAAAUACAUUAGAAUCUACUUGGAAAUAGCAAUAUGUAUUAUUAAGAACAGAAAAUGAGGCUAUUAUUAAUAAUUUGAAUGCUAAAUUAGAUAUAACAUAAAAGGAUAAUCAAAGUUAAUAAGAAUUAAUCAAUAAUCUUUUGGUUGCUAACAAAGAACUAUAAUAAAAUUUAUGUAAAUUAUUUUAUCAAUUUAGAAAGUAGAACAACUGAUUUAAACUAUUUUUAAUAAAGUUUAGAAUAAAAAUAAAAGGAAUUUGAAUAAUUAUAAUACAAUUAUAAUAAAUCUUUAGAGAAAUAUGAAACAAAUACAAAAUAAAUGAUAAAUCAAAAUUUAGAAAAAUAAAAACAUUAUGAAAAAAUGAUAAUUGAAUUAAAAUAACAUAAUGAUAUUUUAAGUUAAUAGAUUGUUGAAUUAGAUUAAACUCAUAAAUAAUCAAUUUCUAAUCAAUAAUUACAGGUAUAGCAUCAUAUAAAUGGAAAAUUGGAAGAAGUUUAAAAAAUGAGCAUUGUUGAGAAGCAAUAAAUUUAAUAGCUUUAUGAAGAAAAAUUAAAUAAAUUGAAUCAGGAUGUAAUAUAUAAUAUAUAUAAAAUAGAAAGAUUCCUAAAUAAAUAAAUAAUAAUAAUAAAUCAUGUAUUUAGAAUAAAAAUUAGCAAUAUUAGUUUAAGAAAAUAAAACAUUAGUAGAUUAAUUAAAUAAAGUAAAAUAAAAAGCAGAGAAUCUUGAAUAAGCUUUAGUCACAUAAGAAGCAGCUUAUUAAAAUUUAACAAAAGAUUCAUAAUAUAAAACUUUGUCAUUAACCAAAUAAAUUUAAGAUUUAAAUUCAAUGAUUGGAAAUCCAAAUUAAAAUAAUAAUAAUCAACAAAAUAGUACAAGAAGAUCGGAAGCAACUGAGUCAACUGAUAAAAUUUAAUAAUUAGAGUAAUAAUUAGCUUAUAAAAAAGAAGAAAUGGAUUUACUUUUACAUCAUUUAGAUUAGGUAUUUGAAAUAAAUAGAGAUUUUGAAAAUAAAAUAAAAACCUUAUAAGCAUAACUUGAAUUAAUGGAAGAAAAGAGUAAUAGAGAAUAAGAUUAGCAUAAUAAUCUAAUAAAAUAACUAAAACAAUAAAAUGAAGAUUUAAAAUAAAAAUUUGAAGUCAAUAUUUAAAUAGAAUCUUAAAAAGAUUAAUAAAUUAAAGAAUUAUAAUAAUAAUUGUUAGAGGAGGAAUUUUUAAAAAGAAAAUAAUAUGAUUAAAUUACAUAAAAUGAGAAACAAUAAUUUUUAGAAGUAUGUAUAGAAAAAUAUUAAUUAGCAAAUAAAGUAAUUGAAGAUAAAAAAUGUUGAAUUGAUAAACUAAAAUGAGAUUUUGGAGUAAAAAGAAAAAGAGUUGAAGGAAUAAUAUGAUCAAGCCAUAAGAGAAUAAAAAGAUUAAUAAUAAGUAUUUUAUUUUAUAAUAAAAAAGCGUUUUGAAGAAUAAAAACUUGUUAUUGAAUAAUAAAUUUAAGUAUUUUAAAAAUAAAAUUAAGAACAAUAAUCUAUUAGUAACUAAUUAAAAAGAGAUUUUAGAAAUACUGAAACAGAUAAAAGAGUUGUUGAUAAAGAUCAUCAAAUUAAAACUCUAGAAUAAAAGCUAAAAGAGUAUGAAAAGAAAUUUAAAGAAUAUGAAUUAAAAUAAAGAACUAUUGAUGAGAUUUAGAACUAAAAUAAUUAAAUGAUUUAGCAUUAUGAGAUUAAAAUAAAGGAAUUAGAAUUGAGAAUAGGUACAUAUGAUGAUCAAAUAAAAAUAAAUAAUAAAUAAGCUUCUAUUUAAUUAGCAAAAAUUAAGAAUUUAGAAUCUUAGUUAUUGACUUGUGAAGAUGAUAUUCAAAGAUUAAGUGAUAUUAAUUAAAAUUUGGAAAGCCAUAUUGCAAAGUCAAAUAGUAUGAAGACUAAUUCUUAAUCAAAUAAUUAAGCAGAAUUAUAAAAAUUAUAAGAUGAGAAUUUGAAAAUAUAGGAAUAGAUAAACUAAAUAAAAAAAGAAAAAAUAAAAAGUGUUUAAAAUUACGAAAAUUAAAUAAGUUAAUUACAAAAACAGAAUUAGACUAAUAUUGAUCAAAUCAAUUGUAUGAAAAAUGAAAACUAAUAAGUUUCAGAUAAUUAUUGUAAUAAAAUAAUAUCCCUUGAAUAGAAUAUUUAAGAAUUAUAAAACUAGAUUAAAAAAUUGAAAAAUGAAAAUUCUGAAUUGAAAAUUUAAUUUGAUGAUUUAACUGAAUAAAAUAAAGUACUUUAAGAAUAAGUAGCAAAAUUAAAGAAAGAGAAAGCUUAAAUGACAAUGAAAUUAAUGCAUUCUGGGAUAGCUAAUCUUGUUAAUAGUUAAGUAAGUUAAGUUCAAGAUAAAAAUCAAUGA